Messenger RNA from Trichomonas vaginalis G3, 1980 nucleotides. RefSeq lists its product as uncharacterized. NCBI's taxonomy places the organism in Eukaryota, Parabasalia, Trichomonadida, Trichomonadidae. The coding region runs from base 1 to 1980 and encodes 659 amino acids. The transcript has a single exon. The record is from RefSeq and is a predicted model, not a curated record.
AUGGAUUCACAACUCACAUAUAUUGGAUGGAACUCUUUUAGUUAUACUUUAAUCAAUACUUUGUUCCUUCCGAAAAAAUUGAAAACAUUAUAUCAAGGCUGCAUCGAAUAUACUGAAAUAGAAUCAUUUACAAUUCAUCCCGAAAACACAGAACUUAGGAUAGAAAACAGUAUAGUUAUCUCAAAAGAUAAUAUAACUAUUUUAUAUCCUACAAAGCUAACAGGAAAUGUGAAUAUUCCAUAUGGAACUUUAAGAAUUGGUAGUUCUUCUUUCAGUAUGUGCAAAAUUACUUCUAUCAAUAUCCCUAACACUGUUAGAACUAUAGGAACAUAUGUUUUCUAUCGUACUCCUAUAUCCGAAGUAGUUAUUCCUGAUUCUGUAACUGAUAUUGGUUCAUACGCAUUUUGCACAAACUAUUUAAAGAAAGUUACAUUAUCAAAGAAUAUAACAAUCCUGCACGAGGCAUGCUUUAGUGGUGCCCAAAUCACGGAAAUAGAAAUCCCACCAAAUGUAGAGCAAAUUGAUAAUUGGUGUUUUACUGGGUACAAGUUAACUGUUGUUUACCUGCCUGAUACUGUUAAGUUGCUUAAUGGGAAAGUUUUUGAUGAUAAUGUCGAAAUAAAAUUUGGAAAUAAUUCAAACUUGUAUAUUAACCAAGAUUUCCUCAUUCUUAAUAAGCAGAAUACAACGGUGAUUCAGUAUCUUGGACCUAAUAAAAAUUCUAAAAUACCAAUUCCAUCAACAGUUACGACAAUCGGAAAAAACGCCUUUCGAAAUAAAACUAACUUAGCUGAGAUAACAUUUCAACCAGAUUCCCAACUCGAAGUAAUUGGUGAGUCUGCAUUCUACAAUUGUAUAUCUAUGGUAUUUACAGGUUUACCACAAACAGUAAAAACAAUUAAUAAAUAUGCCUUUUAUCAAUGUAAUAAGCUGCAAUCAAUCAGAUUCCCUAGUGUUACCUCAAUAGGUAAAAAUGCUUUCCACUAUUGCAUAGGACUUACCUCCGCAGAUAUUCAACUUUCCAGUGUUGACACUCUUGAUGAUUAUACAUUUAUUGGAUGUAAAUUAUUACCAUCCAUUAACUUACCCAGAAACCUCAAAAAUCUUGGCAUUGGUGUUUUCCAUAGCUGUACGAAUCUCAACAAAGUACUUUUUCCAUCAACAUUAAUUUUCAUCAAGGAAUCAUGCUUUCAGAAUUGUGCACUUAAUAAUGUUGAUUUAUCUCAAUGCGUAAAUCUGCACGAAAUUCCAGACAGAUGUUUCUAUAAUAACGCUAAUCUCCAGAGUAUCACAUUUCCUCCAUCGAUAAACACAUUUGGUAUUUCAUCACUAUCAAUGACAGGAAUUACAUCAUUCAACGUUACAUCAACAGUUAACACAAUUUCUACAAAAACUUUUGAUGGAUGUCAAUCACUUACUGAGUUUAUCAUCAACCAAGAUUCUGUUCUUACUCCAUCCGGACUUGGUGUUGAUGUUUUCAGAAACUGUCCUAAGUUACGAAACAUCGUAUGUCUCAGUCAAAACUUCCAUGUAAUAACCAGCGCAUUGUUCACCCCUGAUGACACAAUCCUUAUUAUUUUCCCUCCAGCGUCGCAUGUUUCUUCUUUUGGUCUUCCAGGAACAGUGAGAACAAUCGGUGAAGGAGCAUUCUCUUUCUGCUAUAAUCUUCAAUCUAUUUUCAUUCCUUCUGAUAGCCUUACAAGUAUUUCUGCUCGCGCAUUUGAGGGAUGUACAUCACACUCAUGGAUUAAUAUUCCUAUAUGCGUACGAAAUAUUGGUAAUAAUGCAUUCAAAGAUUGUUCUAGCCUUCAAUGUGGAGUCAAAAUUGAAAACAGUACUAAAGCAUUUAUCAAUCAGAUAGUUCCAAGCAGCGGACUCAUCAAACAAGCAUUUACCUCUUGUCGUGUCCAGUCCUGCGCUCGUGGCCUGCCAAAGACUUUACUCUCAUAUUCAUCAUUUGUUGUUAUAAUAAUUAUCUAA